Messenger RNA from Melitaea cinxia (Glanville fritillary), 502 nucleotides. RefSeq lists its product as uncharacterized. The transcript is spliced from 4 exons. The record is from RefSeq and is a predicted model, not a curated record. Gene Ontology annotation, biological process: septate junction assembly. Bases 1 to 417 code for a protein of 138 amino acids. Lineage: Eukaryota; Metazoa; Arthropoda; Insecta; Lepidoptera; Nymphalidae.
AUGUUAAUACCAACUUGUCUAAUCAAAUUAUUUGAAUUGAUGUUAGCAGUAGCGUGUCUCACAUUACACCACUACAGUUAUGACCUUACUGACAUACCCACAUUAAUGUUGUGUUCUGGAACAUACGUCGGGUACGUCAUCGUGCUCUCGGGGGAAAUAAUUGGGGAAAUGAUUUUCGCGCCACUCGAUCUUGUCCAGGACAUGUACUUCGGGGUCUUAGGAGUGGUCUUGUUUUCCUUGAGCGGCGGUCUGGUGCUGUCAGCGAGGACAAAAGCCUCUAUGUAUCCUAGAACUGGGGAUCCUAACGCGGCCUUGAUAGUCGGAGCCUUGGCGGUGUUAAACGCUCUAUUGAUGCUCUUCGACUUGAGCCUCGCUUAUAUGGACAGCGAGCAGUUUGAUGAAGAUGUCAGUGUUUAAGGUGAAGCGAUAUCGGCAGCAGCGGAUGCGUACAUAGAUGCGUGGUGGUCCGCCGCUGGCGCAGUUUUGUAUGGAGCGUGUGGAG